AGAGAGAGCAUAAAGUACAGCAAGCGCCACCAUAGAAAGUCAAACCAACUUCACCAAUGGCUGCUAAACUUUACCAAUUACUCACGCUUCUCAGUCUCGUAAUCCCUUUGACCCAGUCAGAACCUUCCACGUCCUCGCCCCUCUUCCUCUCCGUCACCGACUUCGGCGCCGUCGGCGACGGCCUCCACUACGACACUGCCGCCAUCCAAUCCACCAUAGACGCGUGUAACCAUUCACCAUGCCACGUCACCUUCCCGCCAGGCAGGUACCUAACAGCUACCAUACGCCUAAGAUCUGGCGUCGUGUUGGAGAUCGAGAAGAACGCGACCGUCCUCGGGGGCACGAAAUUGGACGACUAUCCACCGGAGAUGGAUAGGUGGUAUGUGAUACUGGCGGAGAACGCGACCGACGUGGGGAUAACGGGGGGAGGGACGGUGGACGGUCAGGGCCUGUCGUUUGUGGAGAGAUUCGAUGAGAGAAAGAACGUGAUGGUGAGCUGGAACCGGACUGGGGCUUGCUACGGUGACGAGUGCAGACCCAGACUCGUUGGCUUCAUUGGCUGCUCGAAUGUUUGGGUCUCCAAUGUUUCGUUGAUUGAACCGGCCUACUGGUGCUUGCACAUUGUUGGGUGUGAGAAUACAUCCAUUCAAGAUGUUCUGAUAUAUGGAGACUUUAAUACGCCUAACAAUGAUGGCAUAGAUUUGGAGGAUUCAAAUAAUACAAUCAUCACAAGAUGCCAUAUUGAUACAGGAGAUGAUGCGAUUUGUCCGAAGACAUACAAUGGACCUCUUCACAAUUUAACAGCUACAGACUGUUGGAUUCGAACAAAAUCAUCAGCUAUUAAAUUUGGUAGUGCCAGCUCUUUCAAUUUCAAGGGCCUGGUUUUUGACAAUAUCACAAUUGUGGAUUCUCACAGAGGGCUUGGAUUCCAGAUACGUGAUGGAGGAAAUGUAAGCGAUGUUACUUUCUCAAACAUCAAUAUCAGCACAAGAUACUACGACCCUUCAUGGUGGGGGAGAGCGGAGCCUAUUUACAUGACAAGCUGCCCCCGAGACUCAACUUCAAGGGAGGGUUCAAUCUCAGAUGUACUCUUCAUUAACAUUACUGCCAAUUCUGAAAAUGGAGUUUUCUUGUCGGGUUCUAAACACGGGCUACUCACAAAUAUAAGAUUUAUCAAUAUGAACUUUACUUACAAUAGAUGGACCAACUAUUCUGGUGGAUUAGUGGACUACAGGCCAGGAUGCCAGGGGCUUGUUAAGCAUUCCACUGCUGGGAUCAUCAUGGAGAACAUGAAAGGUUUUGAUGUUGAAAAUGUUAGUAUGUGGUGGUCUGAUGAUCAUGGAAGAAGGCAAUGGAAUAAUCCCCUGGAUUUCAGGCCAUCAACUGUAAAUGGCAUCUCAUUGAUUAAUUUUCAUUCAGAUUCGUAUCAACAACAAGAGAAGGCAACGCAAAAACUCAGCUUCAAUUCUUCAUGAAGGUACGCACUGCAGUCUAAUUUAUGAUUCUUUUCAUUAGAUGGGGGGAUGUUGUCAUUGGAAUGAUUGAAUGUCAUUUGUAGAAAGAACACGCUUUUCUGAACUGGAAGAUAUGUAAUGAAGAAUUACAUUUUUUUUUUAAUGAAGGCUUACAUUUACUUGUA
Molecule: messenger RNA, 1639 nt
Organism: Tripterygium wilfordii
Lineage: Eukaryota; Viridiplantae; Streptophyta; Magnoliopsida; Celastrales; Celastraceae
Product: probable polygalacturonase
Exons: 3
Coding region: 57-1475 (472 amino acids)
Biological process (GO): carbohydrate metabolic process
Molecular function (GO): polygalacturonase activity
Source: RefSeq, a predicted model, not a curated record